AUGUCAAAUCAAGGAAAAAUUCAUUCGGUCAACGAAUGGUAUCAGGAAUUCCUCGAGAAUCGUUUAAUUCCCCCGCGAAGAGCACACGAUUUUGAAUUGGGCACACCCGAGGGAUUCGCCGUGAUUCUCGACGAGAUCCAGCUUAAUGGAGCUCAACCAGGCUGUCCUUAUUAUCUUCAAGUGUACUUUUUUGAUACGAGAAUUCGGCAAUUUUUUGGUCGUCCCUAUCGAACGAGGGCUGUGCCGGCGUUUGAGGGAGUCAUACGGUUCAAUGAGGAACUCUUCUUCCAUUGUUCAAUUCUCGGCGAAGAAGUGUUUCUGGUUUUUGAGUUGAUCGAAGUUUCUCCGAAAGAUCCGAGUGAUCAGAUGACGGUUGGAUGGACGAUUCAAAUAAUUAACUCACAUCAACAAGCCUUGCAAGAAUACUCGACAAAUCGCCGAAAUUUGCAGAAAACCAGACUCCGGCUUUACCCGGGCACACCAAAGGCAUUGGUCUACACGAGUAACAUCGAAAAAGAAACCCAGGCAAUGACAGGUGCCAUUCAAUGCACUCUACUUGUGCACUCGAAAUUGCUCUCGUGCAGUGAUUUUAUUGAGGAAUUUGCGAUAAUCGGUGGUAUGGACGAUGUGCCUGGCUUGGAUGAAUUUGAGAAUGCCCCUCAACUCGCAUCUCCUCAUUUACUGCCGCCGAUUCCGACUUUUCUCGACGAUGUCACAAUUUCUUUCGGUCAACACGGAGAUUCAAUUGAGAAAGGGCUAUUGGAUUCGAUUAAUGUUGAUAGAUUGUACAGAGAGAAUUUCCUGCCCGGCAAAGAGCCAAUCCCACAAAUGCACGUGCUCGAGCGGCGGCUUCGAGUCGGAGUGCACAACGGUUUCUCGUUUCUUGGGAAUCCGUUGGUUGUGCAUUUGUCGAAUUGGGAACCACAAGAGCCGGGGAAUCCGCAUUCGAUGAGAAGAAGAAGCAAGAGUCCGAGCAGGAGAACGUCUAGGGUUGAUCCGAGUUCCAUUUUGUACGUCCCAACGAAGAUCUCGAUUCCAAAAGUGGUCGCCGACAGCCGCUUGGCGAUCGUUUUUGCUCUCGACUAUUUGAUGGGAAUUCGUGGAAAUGAUGGUUCGAUUCAAUUCACGCAAAGUGUUCUCCUUUGCUGGGGCGCGUGGAAACCGUUUGGAAACGAGAAAUUCGAGAGUGGACACCAAUCUGUGAUGGUGCCGCUGGUUGGCGGGCCUCGCCCGAAUCCCGAGGAAACCCUCUGUUUCAAGAGUUUAAUCAGAAUUUUUCGCAACGAUCACUCGAAUUUGCCCGCCGCCUCACCGCAAGUUGUUCUCAAUUUCAACUUUUACACAGGAGACGAGAAACCCACAAUUCCGCGGGAGCCGAGACGCGGUGAAAAGCCGAGUGUUUCCCGGCCAAAAUCUGAGCCGAUUACAGAAGAAAUUAUUCCUUCAAAAUCGCGAAAAGAUUCGCCGAAAAAGCACCAAAAUGAGCUAUUUGAGGACGAGGGAUUUGAGGAACACUUGCCAACGAUUAAAAGUCCAACAUCUCCGAAUUUUCAUCAGAUUUCUUUCGAUAAACAAAUCGACAAAGUAAUCGAUCGAUCUUUCAUUCAAUCUCCACGAAAUGAUCAAGAAAAGGAUUUUGUUGUGAUGCCCGGAGUUGCCAAAGGUGCAACGGUGCCCCGAUCGAUUCAUUCAUUGUUACUGAGGAAAGAGUUCCCGCAAAUCCUCGAUCGAAACGGCGAAAUUCCAGAGAGUGUCGAGCCGACGGGGGGAAAAUUGAAUGAAGUUAUUGAAAAGAAUGAUCCUUUGGACACGAAUGAGAUUGUCGUUCAGUUGAUGGCUUUCAAAUGGCUAAAUCGCUUCGCUCAUCUAUCGGGUGGUCGAAAAGUUUUCUUCACUUUUCAAUUUUAUCGUUUCCCCCAAGUGACCACAGAGAGAUUGCUAAUCGAUGGGGAAUCUGCAAGUGAGCCGGGACUUUUGAAAAGACUCAAUCAACAGGAUCAACUUUUAAUCGACGAUGGUUUCGGGUUUAUGGUUCGUUUGACCGUUGAUCGAUCCUCGCUUUCGCCAAGUGAUCCGCUCGAAUUCGUGAAAUUUCUCGAUGAAAACCCUCUCCAAAUCGAUGCCUGGGAUGCGGAUUCACUUCAACUAAUUGGAACGAUCGAUUUGAGUUUGAAGUGUCUACUCCGAAAUGGACUCGAAUCAGUGCAAUCACUCGUUCAAUGCCAAAUCAUUCAGAGAGCGUUACCGGAAGCGCCAAAGACAACCGGACUCCUUUUCGUUCGACUCGCAUGUAUCGGCCACCCAAGCAGCAAUCAAAUUGAUUUGGUCGAGUCAAAAAACCCGGCGAUUGUCUCGAAAAGACUGCAAAAGCUGAGCGAACCGGGCGAAUCGUUUAAGAUCCGCGUCCGUCCACUCAAUCCAGCGCACGAGAACGCUCUACAGCGUUUUCUGUAUGCACAGAGACUCGACAUUUCACAACGAUACGCUGAAGCAUUUGAUUCGAACAAUUUGGAAAACUUGGAACAACAAGAGAAACUGAAAGGAAACUACGAUUUCACGAAUAGCAAAAAUGAGAAAAUGGUGAGGAAAUUCGUGUUUGACACUGAAUUGGAAGCGUAUAAGAAGUUGCGAAACGAAAGCAAAGCCGGUCGUUUAUUGCACACGCUGUUCAAGGGGAUCACAACGGAGCACAGAAUCUAUUCAUCAAUUGGAGAGUCGAUUUUCUUUGAGUUCCUCCUGCACAACACUUUCCCCGAGCCGAUCAAUUGCUCGGUGGACAUCGAGGAGCCCGGCUUACGAAUCAUUUCAAAUGCCGACGAUUGGGCAUUCUACAAGAAAGUUCACAAUUUGGAGACACCGCUGGAGAAAGAUUUCAUCAGAACCGGGCAAAAUGGACAGACCACGAUAUUUCUUAAACCAAAAGAGGCUUUGUACGUGCCAUUCUUGUACGAGGAUCUGAAAAGCUCGAAUCACACGGACGGACAAAUCACGCAGACAAAGGCAAUUUUCAAACGUUUCCCUUCACUGGAGCCAUUGUCGAUUCUCCAUUUGACAAUCGAGCAUCGUCCCUACAUUUUGCACAAAUCAAUGCGCUUUUUCGGUGAAGAACACUCGAAUUUGAGCAAAAUCAUCAGAUUAAGAGGAUUUGAAGGUAAACCCAGACCCAUUUUGAUGAAAUGCUCGGAUCCGACAGUGAAAGUCGCACUGAGGAAUUCGGGCGUCGAACAGGAUUUGUGCUUGACGGCUUUCUGCGGUCAGAGUUGCACGAGCAAGCAAUUUCUGGUGCUUUUCUACGCCGACUCGCACGCCUAUCGACAGAUCGGAGUUUGGCAGAUUUCUAUCCACUCCUUCAGCCACUUUGAGAUCAAAGGAAUUCUUUCACAAACGACACAUUUCACACUUGAAAUGAAAAAAUCAACGACUGAGCGGCAACUCAUCCAUUUUUACCCGUCUUCACCGCAAAUUUUCCCAAGCGUCUCGCAACCGAUGUUGAUGAAUGCAGAAGAGACGAAAAUUUCGAUGGAAUUCCGACCGGAAAGCACGGGAAACGAGCUACAAAUGUUGACCGCCGUCGACACAUCGACAAGAGAACUGCUUGGUGGAUGGAUGGUGCAUGCGAAAACCACCCAACCGCAAAUCACCAAGCAAUUCGAGAUCAAGAUCCCGUUGAGUUGUCGGAAAGAGUUGCACAAGAAGCUGCCCAUUCAUAACCCGUACGGUGUGCCGCGAAUCUUCCGCAUUACAUCGAGUCGACCCGAAUUGGUGAAAAUUGGCGAUGAGAUGCUUCAAAUGGCGUCAGGUGUCUCUACAACAGCUUCGUUGAUCUUUCUGCCGAUUGUUCAAAAAGCGAUCUCAAUUGAAGUAUUGAUUUUCAUUCAAAACGUCGACACCGGUCAACCAGAAGAGACCUAUUCGCUUAAAUUAAGCUAUGUAAAUGUA
Messenger RNA from Mesorhabditis belari, 3939 nucleotides. The record is from the annotation of a GenBank genome assembly. Lineage: Eukaryota; Metazoa; Nematoda; Chromadorea; Rhabditida; Rhabditidae.